This is a messenger RNA of Oncorhynchus gorbuscha (pink salmon), 1218 nucleotides long. RefSeq names its product beta-1,3-N-acetylglucosaminyltransferase radical fringe. The annotation marks the transcript as partial. The transcript has 7 exons. Gene Ontology annotation, cellular component: membrane. The record is from RefSeq and is a predicted model, not a curated record. Gene Ontology annotation, molecular function: O-fucosylpeptide 3-beta-N-acetylglucosaminyltransferase activity. Gene Ontology annotation, biological process: regulation of Notch signaling pathway. NCBI's taxonomy places the organism in Eukaryota, Metazoa, Chordata, Actinopteri, Salmoniformes, Salmonidae.
ACCUUUAUAUUCACAGAUGGGGAGGAUCAGGAGCUGAGGAGGAGAGCAGGGGCUAACGUCAUCAACACCAACUGUUCAGCAGCACACACGCGGCAGGCCCUGUGCUGUAAGAUGUCUGUGGAAUACGACAAGUUCAUCGAGUCACAGAGGAAGUGGUUCUGCCAUAUGGAUGAUGAUAACUAUGUGAUUGUACCCAGUCUGCUGAAGCUGCUGUCCUCCUACCACCACACGCAGGAUGUUUAUCUGGGCCGGCCCAGCCUUGACCACCCCAUAGAGGCCGCAGAGAGGGUCAAGAGUGACGGAUCUGUGUCAGUGAAGUUCUGGUUUGCUACAGGAGGAGCAGGGUUCUGUAUCAGUCGUGGUCUGGCCCUCAAGAUGAGUCCAUGGGCUAGUCUGGGCAACUUCAUCAGCACGGCGGAGAAGAUCCGUCUCCCUGACGACUGCACCAUGGGUUACAUCAUUGAGGCGCUGCUGGAGGUGACACUGACACACACACACCUCUUCCACUCCCACCUGGAGAACCUGCAGAGGCUUCCCACAGACACCGUGCUGGAGCAGGUCACUUUGAGCUACGGGGGAUUUGAGAACAGGAGGAAUGUGAUCAGCAUCGGAGGAACCUUCUCUCUGGUGGAGGACCCGACACGGUUUAAGACUGUCCACUGCCUCCUCUACCCAGAGACUGACUGGUGUCCUAGUAUGGGUCACCAUUGAUGACCACUACAGUACAGCAUAUCUACAAUACUUCCUACCGGCCUGGUUGACUGGUGUCCCUGUGUAUGCUAGCUAUAUCAUUGCCAUGGCAAAAUUAUUACAAGGCUAAACAGGUUCACUGGCACCCAGGCUAACCCUACAGAACCACUUCACUCAGAUCAAAUGGCUAGACGUCUGUGGGUCUUUGAGAGGACAUGAGGCGAGAGAAGAUGAGGUAACUGGAGUGAGGAUCGCUUUGGUCAUGGUGGGAUGAUGAAGAAACACCCCACUACUCUUUAUUAUCACUAGUGUAUCCUCCAGUCAACGCAGGAAGUUGCCACUGUUGGCUGUUGCCAUAUCGAUGAUUCACCACUCAUUGCUUUUGUUGUAGCUUUGAAUCCCAAACAUACUAUUGUGGUCCAGAUAUACAGUGGGGCAAAAAAAAGUAUUUAGUCAGCCACCAAUUGUGCAAGUUCUGCCACUUAAAAAGAUGAGGCCUGUAAUUUUCAUCAUAGGUACACUUCAACU